AGGAAAUUAAGAUGCAGGCUCAAGAACGCUCAAGAAUGUAGACCCCUCAAGCAUGGCAGCAGCCACGCUUGAUUUCCAUGGUCCUGACGAAGAUGCAAUGGAUGAGGAAGAGUUUCCAUUCGAUCCAUUUGACGCUGACGAGGUGACUGAUUUGGCACUACAGACGCAUCAGGCAUCUCAAGAUGAUGACGAGUACUACCGCAAGAUGGAUGCGUACUUACAGCAGGUUGCUGCUACAUUGCCACCAGCUGUGCCUCCACUACCUGCGCAUGCAGACUUACCCGCCCAAACCUUGCGGAACAGCAAAGCUCUGUUGCGGCCAACUCCAAAUUUGUUGAAGGCCACAUUUGAAUCUGUACAUCGUCAGUCACCAGGUGAACUGUGGUUGAAAGAGCGAAUUGCCGCCUUUGAUGCAGGGAACCGGCGAAAGCGAAAGGAGGUCCUAAAGGAAUUUCUGGAGUUCGUCAAGAGCAGCUCCCUGUUCGGCAUGGAGGAGCUCUUUUCGCAGGAGGCCCAUCUGUUUCUGGUGCGGCUCACCUCCUGGUUCUCGGUGAUGCUGCCCUUACUCUACGAACUGCCACUGCAGUUGAAAGUCUUCCUGGUCUUCCUGGAAUUCCGCGAAGCGUGCAUCGUUCGGAACUUCUUCGAGUCCGGCACUGUAGUAUCGUUGAUGAGAACCCUGGCCACGGACUUCGAUGUGCCGGAUGACGUGCGGUGCCUGGCGGUGCUGGUGCUGCACCGCCUUGUACUUCACGGACGGACACACAAAGAGGUGCUUUGUUCGAAAGGCCUUAUCUCGUACUUGGUUGAAUGCAUUUUGGACGGCUUGAAAUGGGAAACCAUCAAGAGUGCUGGCAGCUUGCUCUGCGAACUCUUUCGGUCGAAUCCCAACUAUCAGUCUGAUGUCAUGGUCGCAUUGCAUUUGCUGCUUGUCCCGACGAAGCCCGCACUGGCACAGCGGGUAUCUCUGGCGGCACUGGCGCAGCUGGUGGAUGAAGAUUAUGCAGGUUCAGAUUGGCCGAAUCAGCUCAUUCCCCAACUCCUCAUACUCUUGGAAGGUCGAGACUUGAGAGUGAGUGCGGAUUCCUACUGCCUCCUAUGUAGCUUGGUGCGGCGCUUCCGCUGCGAUACCAUGCUUUGGGACUUUGCGCGGCAACUGAACCAGCCGCAGGACGUGGACGCUUGGGCGGUGGUGGAAGUGGCCGCUGCUAAAGCGCCAGCAGUGCAAGCACCAGAAAAUCUGGCCAAAAGGCUAAAGUUGCAAACGGACGCAGAGAUUGUGCGGGUGUCCGGCAGCGAAGCUGCGGAUUAUGGCGCUUCAUGCCAUGAAGAGGCUGUGAGUGUGCUGAAGCUUUCGUUGGUGAUGUUCCUGGUGAAGCGCAGCCAGGACUUAUGCAGGGAGUUGGUGAACAAAGGUCUCACUGAGUCUUUGCUGAUGUGUCUCUUGGAUGUCUCAAGACCAAUGAGACAGGCAGCUGUCCUCACAGAACUACAUCACCUGCAGCUGCUAUCACCUCACGCCAAGAACAUCGUCGAAACUGUGCUGGUGAAGCGCGAGAUGUUGCGCGCCCUCACGGCGGAGCAGCUCAUGGCGACCGCCAGCGGCGAGGACUUGGCCAAAGCACGGCGGAGGCUGCGGGCCAUGCAGCGCAAUCGAGGUGCUGCAUUCAACACUUUGAAAGUGCAGCACUCUGCGGAUGAACACGAGCUCCAACAGCGAAUCCUGGAUCAGCAGAUGGCAGAUAGCCUGGGCAUCAAAGGCCCCAGCAGCAACGCCUUCCUGACGGAGCCACUGGAUGACACCGAAGUGGAGGCCGAAAAGGACGAGGCACAAGUGCCACGUGGAGGUAGUGGCUGCUACCCUGUAAGCCGGGUACCAGUUGGUAGCUCCUCCAGUGGCCCCGUGUCUCGUGGCACUGACCAGGGCGCCUUUGCUCGUGGGUAUGAGCUCGAACAUGAUAUCAGAGAGGAACCAACCACGGAGCCUACGGUGUUGACGGCGCUUCGCAAUGUGUUGAGCGAGCCCCUCACCCGAGAGUCAGCGGAGCAAAGCUCUUUGUUGACAGAGGUGAAGCAGUUGUGCCUCAGCGCCAGGCGGCCGCCGGUGCAGCCACAAGUUCCAGCGCAGCGUCACGAACACCCUUCCCUGCUGAAGGUGGAAGAGCGAUCAGUGCAGCAUCGCCGCGCCCUGAUCAUGCGUCGUGCAGUGCGGCGGCGGCCGAUGGGGGAAGCGUCAAAGGGAUCGAGGUUUCGGAGUGGGGAUGAGACACCAGCUUCGGAAGCGGAUUCGGAGGCCACCAGCCUGGUCUGUGUGGCAGAGGCGCACGAUACUGCUGCAAUGGCACGCUCUGCUCAAAGUGUUGGCUGGGAGCGAGUCUCAAGCGCCAGCGUGAAGCAGCCUCGAAAGGCCGGUCAUUGGCCGGAGAUCUCCGUGGUGGAUACUUCCAUCGGGCCAGACAUGUCACAGGA
This is a messenger RNA of Cladocopium goreaui, 2469 nucleotides long. The record is from the annotation of a GenBank genome assembly. Lineage: Eukaryota; Dinophyceae; Suessiales; Symbiodiniaceae.